This is a messenger RNA of Batrachochytrium dendrobatidis JAM81, 1725 nucleotides long. RefSeq lists its product as uncharacterized. The transcript has 4 exons. Lineage: Eukaryota; Fungi; Chytridiomycota; Chytridiomycetes; Rhizophydiales. The record is from RefSeq and is a predicted model, not a curated record. The coding region runs from base 1 to 1725 and encodes 574 amino acids.
AUGCACGGCCCUCCACCUACUAGUCCCAUUCCACCAAUACCUACCGGCCAAACUGCAGCAGGUAAACGAUCUGCAAGUGCUACAACCUACUAUGAAUCACAUGCAGGCACAUCAUCAACUCAUUCAGUUUCAAGCUCGAGACGUACUUUGAAUUCACAAACGCUUAUUGCCGCGGUCAGGGCUGGAAACAGUAAUACCAUUUCUCCGCCACUUCCUCAGCAUGUCCUUGGACGUAUCACUGAGCUUGCGCCUCGUUACAUCCAGCUUCGACACGAAGAAAAAUCACUUCUCGAAGCUGAAAAAGCAUUGAACAAUGUUCAAAAUAGACUUUCAGCCACGCAAGAGUAUUUAAUGCAGUAUGAAAAAGAGAUUUCAGAGUUGGACACAAGGAUCGAGUAUGAAAAGAAAGCAAGAAGUCGAACGUUUUUAGGAAGUAGAACCAAACAUAAUUUAGCAAUUGUAGAUUUAGAAGAAAGAAGAGCCACCGUAGAUCUGAGUAUUUCUGCUUUGAAAAGGGAUCUUACAUCGCUGCAACUUCAGCGACACGAUUUAAGAGAUGUGGCAAGAAAAACAAAGCAAAUCCGAGACGAACUUCAAAAUAUAUUUACAGAGCUAUUUGAAGGAUUUCCAUCGGAAUUUCCCGAAGAACGUGAGCUAGAUCUUAAAGUCACUGAUUUGGCCAUUCGUGUUCAAAGUCUCAAGGAUCAACACGAUCUUACUACACGAAUACACACAUUGCUUGUGGAGAUACACACUGGACUGGAUUGUAUACAUAUAUCAAUAAUCAAAGGAAAACUCAAGCCAUCAAAGGUAGUCGAGCAAGUUAUGGACACCACACGUGUAUUUGAAGUGGUACAAAGACUUAGACCAGGAAUCAUGGACCCAUUUAAAGGUAUAGAUCCCAGUGAUUCGCACCUGACCGAUCGACGCAUUAAUCCAACCGAAGCCAAUUUAACUCUCAUCCAGUCAACUCUUGCAACACUCAUUGAAGAACUAGCAUGGGAAUCCACUGGAUUUGCCAAAGAGUUGGAAACCACUAAGCAAAAUCAUAGAGCCGCAACACAACAAUUAGAGCGUGAGCGACAUCGAGUUGUGCUAUUGGCAGUUGCAGUAAAGCAACAACAGCUGCGAGAAAGUGCAUCAACACUAAAACAAUCACAGUUGGAACUCAGUGGUGAUGAUCUAAGUGGAUCAACACACCACUCACAAUCUAUAGUUGAUGUGGCAUCGUAUCGUGGAUCCUACUCGAGCUUUGAUACACCUCUUGGCGAUGUAGCUAGCAACAAUGAAGGUUUUGGUCUAGUUGCUGCACAGCCCAUUUUGAACGAACGCGAUAGUAUAGCAAGUAUACGGCGGUCGUCUUGGUUAAAUGGAUCUAGAUUUGGAUCGCCAUCGUCAUCCCCGACGUCUAUAUCAUCUCCCUUGUUGCCUAUAUUGUCACCACCACUUGUGCACCGAUGGCCAGUAUCUCCAAUAUCUCCACGUACUGCUCAAACUUCUCGUUUCAAUGGAAUAGAGGGCUUGCGUCGCGAAUCUAUUGCGACUAAACCUUCCAUGCCACUUUUUGAAAGAACAGUAUACAUACAAGGAAUUUCAGGCGACCCUGUUGCUGUUGCAACCGGGGAGUUGCCGGCUUGGGCUCGCAGGGCAGAAAAUGUACCCAAAGGAGUUGCCAUGCCAGCAAGAAAGAGUUUUGCAGUAAGACGAGGUGGAAAGUACUGGUGA